AUGUCCGACGUUUCCUUUUGGAUGUUGCAAGCUUCGUGGAAAACUUUAUAUACCCUGUUCAGAGUAUAUAUAAUUAACAUCACUUAAAACAAAUGCAAACAACUCCGUUCAUCUCAGCCCUUAGCACUGGAACCACUUAAAUUGAUUAAACAAUUUAUUUCUUAAUUUGGCUCGAAUUGUUUGUCUGUCGAUUUUUACUACGGAAAAAAAUUUAACAACUAUUUUUUUUGUCUAUUUUACAAUGGAAUCACGGCUACGGAUCGUUGAAAAUGUUGCAAAAGUAUUGCCUCCUUCGCGUCGUCCAUCCACCUCUGUUGUAUGCAAAUAAGAAUUUUUGGGAGAGUUAUUGUUUUGGUGGAUUUUAGACCGAAAAUCUUAAAAAAAUAAUAUAAUAAAAUUUCAACACCCAAAUAAAACGAUUUUCGACAUAUUUUUCAGAUAUCUACAAUUUUCCAUAUGCUAUCUCUUUCACGAACGGUCCUCCGAAGUUCAAAAGUAAGAAAUAACUGUAAACCUUGUCACCCUGUGAACAAAACGCAGUUACCUGCACUACCUGACUGAUCAAACAUUCAACGUAUUCCACAAACAAAUAAUUGUCACUACGCGUCGAACAGCUGUGUUUGUUUAUUGAAAAACUAGACAACUUCUUGGUUACCAGUUUUGUUUACUCACUUUUUACUUCCACAAACAAUAGAACAAAUGUCAGGUAGAUUAAUUUUUCUUUUAAAAAAGAUUUUUGAAGCCUCGAAAAAAUUCAUAAAAAUAUGAUAAGUUAUUGAUAAAUAAAAAGCGGAAAUAACUGGUUUAAGAAAGAUAUUUGCGAAAUAUUUGACAACUAAAUUAGCAAUCUAAAAUUUAAAACAAUUUGCGAAAAGACAUCACCCGUUAAACGAAGAAAGAGCAAAAGCACGAAUCUCAAAGACAAAAUAAAGUAAAGUCGCUAACAGCAAGAAUCAGAAGAAGGAAUCCGAAGAAGUUUCAAUACAAUGCCGCCAAAAAAGGGUAAAGGAAAGAAGGGCAAGAAGGCGCCAAUGUUAAUUGAUGGCGUGGACACGUCCACCAUGACGCGAGACCAGCUGGAGCAGUUCGCGUUGAAACUGAAGGAGGAGAUGGAGCGUGAACGUGAAGAGCGAAACUUCUUUCAAUUGGAACGCGACAAAAUACGCACAUUCUGGGAGAUCACUAGGGGACAGUUGGAGGAAACCCGCUAUGAGGUUCGUCACAAGGAUCACGAAGUGGAGAUGGCACAAGAGCUGGCUGAUGUCGACACAAAACAUAUUAUGCAACAAAUGAAGCAUCUACAGUAUGAAAACCAAAACAAAAUUGGCGAAAUACGUGCCGAGGCCAUGACACAGCUCAAGCUAGCACAAGAGGAUCAUGUAGCACAGGAGCAGGAGUUGCUGAAAGAUAAGCGCGAUUUGCGACGUCUAUUGCGGGAGCACGAUGAAACGCAUGAACUGCAAAUUCAGCAGCUGAAGAUGAAACAUAACGAUGAGAUGGCCGAAGCGCGCAUACAAUUCCAACGAGAAGCAAAAGAUAUGGAACUACUACAUGAAGAGAAAAUGAAGGCGCUGAAAAACGAAGUCGAACUGGUGUACCGCAUGCAAAUGUUUGAGGUUGAGGAACGUAAAAACACACAAAUUCAACGUUUGAUUGAAAGUCACGACACCGCCUUCAAUGACAUGAAGAACUACUACAAUGACAUCACGCUGAACAAUCUGGGUCUCAUCAGUAGUUUGAAAGAACAACUUGAAGCGUUGCGUAAACAGUCCGAACGCAGUGACCGUACAGCCGCUGAAAUGCUUGCUGAAAAUCGCAAGCUAAAAGAACCGCUCGAGGCAGCUCAAACAGAACUUUCCGAUUUGCGUCGGAAGAUGGAGCAUUUCGAGCGCGAUCGCAAUCAACUGGCGCGUCUCAAAGCACGCAAUACUUAUAUAGAAAAGCAGUUGAAGGCGCUGACAUGGGAGACCGAAACGCUGCUAUUGCGUAACGACACGCUCAAAAAGGAGCGCGAAGAACUCAAAUUGAAAUUCGACGAUGUCGUUAUGGAGCUGCAACAGAAGACAGGCUUAAAGAAUGUGCUGCUUGAGCGCAAGAUAUCCAUGAUGGAGCGUGAGGGUGAGAAGCGCGAUUUAUUGCUCAAACAAACACAAAUGAUCUGCGGCGCUUCCGGCGAUGUUACACAAAAUAUGCAGAAACAAAUUAAUAUGUCGUUGGAUGAGAAGAAUAAAUUAAUUGACGAGCUGCGCUACGAGCUGGUGCGCGUCAGCAAAGCGCACGAUGAUCUACUCGCCACGUACGAAUCCAAGUUGACGCAGUUCGGCAUACCACAGGAUGAAUUGGGCUUCGAACCGCUGCGCCUGUCAGAGAAGCAUCGUUAUUUAUGCGGACCAGCUGGCCUGGUGACCAAAAAUCAAUGAAGAACUCCUGCCAAUAUGUCAACGAUGCAAACACGCUUGUCGGUUUGGCAUGUUUCUUAUUUUCGUUCUUUUUUUUUUUUGUUUUGUUCGUGCACUUUGUAUACGCUUUAAGCUGGCAUUAACGCGAGAGGCUAAUGGACUGAAUGGAAGGUAGUAUUUUGUUAACUUUUGAAACAUACAAGCAAGCAUAUUUUUUAAAAUAUACAUACUACAAAUAUACGAGUCUGUGUGCGUAGCUGUGUGCCAUACUUUUA
Messenger RNA from Bactrocera oleae (olive fruit fly), 2674 nucleotides. RefSeq names its product Growth arrest specific protein 8 (gene Gas8). Gene Ontology annotation, biological process: cell motility. Gene Ontology annotation, cellular component: microtubule; motile cilium; Golgi apparatus. The record is from RefSeq and is a predicted model, not a curated record. NCBI's taxonomy places the organism in Eukaryota, Metazoa, Arthropoda, Insecta, Diptera, Tephritidae. Gene Ontology annotation, molecular function: microtubule binding; small GTPase binding.